AUGCCUAGCCGUAUUGCCGAAGACGAGCUCACUGAGCUUAAUCUACCUUAUUUUCAAGCAAAGACAUCAAUAGUUGAUGCGGCAGAGCGUAUUGUCCGUCUUGCCCGCGGACCUAGAGAUACCCUGAUCACUCUCAGCUUCGAGCACUGCGCGACAGCUUCUCUGCAAAUUGCUCUGAAGUACAAGCUUGCCAGCCACAUCCCACUUGAAGGGAGCACAGCAUACGCAGCUGUUGCUGAAGCCGUCAGCAAGCCCGAGGUCACCCCUGCUCUCGUCGAACGCAUUCUCCAGCACACAUCUUCCUAUGGCUUGUUCGAAGCCCGGCCAGGCGGUACUGUCGCCCACAACGCCAUGUCUGCGCUGCUUGUGACAGACCCUGACCUAGAAGCAUGGAUGGACCUGAGUGCCACCAUCGCUUACCCAGCUGGAGCUUCUGUCCCCAAAGCCCUACAAAACUACGGCUACAGCAUGGAGGCGAAUGAGUCUGCCUAUGGAGUUUCUAUUGGCAGAAAUAUUUCCCAAUUCCAGCGCUUUCGCGAAGCAGAUGGUCAGCAGUUACACGACAUGUUCGCUCGCGCCAUGCGCGGCAUUGCGGUUGGCGGUGCCUACGACCUACGUCACGCUGUUGACGGCGGAUACCCCUGGCACUUGCUGGAGCAGGACCACAUCCGUCUCAUUGUCGAUGUCGGCGGUGGCCCUGGCCACAUCUCCAUGGCUCUGGCCAAGAAGUACCCCAAGCUCCAGUUCGAGGUACAAGACUUGCCCGAGACUGUCGAAGUUGGGGCCAAGUCCUGCCCCGAGGGGUUGAAGAGCCGCGUCACUUUCCGCCCCCACGACUUCAUGAAGCCUCAGCCUGAGCAUAAGGUUGCAGAUGGAGAAGGCAUUGCGUAUUUCUGUCGUUUCAUUCUUCACGACUGGAGCGACAAGUAUGCCCAAAAUAUUCUUCAGAGUCUAGCGUCGUCUCUGAGACCUCAAGACCGCAUCAUCAUUAACGAUGUGGUGGUCCCCGAGCCGGGACAAGAGAGCCGUGAGAGAGAGCGCAGAAUGCAUGACCGUGAUUUGUUGAUGUUGAUGAACCUUAAUGGUCGCGAGCGGACGAGAACUGCAUUCGAGAACCUCUGCAGUGCGGUGACGCCUAAGCUUCAAGUAAAGACAGUAUUCCGCCCUGAGCUUGGGGAACUUUCUCUCAUCGACAUAAGCCUAGCAUGA
This is a messenger RNA of Colletotrichum phormii, 1209 nucleotides long. Its product is annotated as O-methyltransferase. The coding region runs from base 1 to 1209 and encodes 402 amino acids. Gene Ontology annotation, molecular function: O-methyltransferase activity. The record is from RefSeq and is a predicted model, not a curated record. The transcript is spliced from 3 exons. Lineage: Eukaryota; Fungi; Ascomycota; Sordariomycetes; Glomerellales; Glomerellaceae.